AUGCCCAUAUUCCGGGAGAACCUCGACGAAGAUGACGUUCCAGCGCCCCAGUCCGAGCCCGCAGUCGCCCAGCCAGUCCCGCUUCGUGUUGCCAUGCGUCACCAGGCUCACCCUGUGUCCCUGAGCCGCCAGAUCUCGGAGGAGAGCAUCCGAACAGAACUCUGCGAAGGGCCGGUACCAGACAGUUCAGAACCGUCACCUCCCAGGCCCGGUCUGUCCGUUAACACUACCUCGGACCGACUUGAGUUGAUUGAGCGCCUAAAGAGGGGCGAGAGCCCUACAUGGAGCCCUAAACGCCAUCUCGAGUCUCUGUUCCGCCGCAGUAGUUCUCGAGAACAGCCAACCAGCCCGCGACCGAAUUCGAGCCAAUCUCCGCCGGUACUACCCUCCACGAAAGACAGGUUAGGUGCGCAGACUCAAGAGGCGGAAAAUCCAGAACGCAUGCAGCAAGGUCUUGCAAUCGAGCGGCCCAGGUCGGCUCUUCACAGCGGGGACUUCACCCAUCACGCAUCUUCAUCUCGUCAUGAAGAAGUGAGCGAUGGGGGCAAUAGGGUGGUUCCCAAUACGGAGGGUUUCUACCCGGAACGUCAUUCUUGUUAUGCCACAUCACCUCCGCGAGACUUCACGCCGUUCAAGUUUGAAAGGAGAAUACCUUUUGCCGACUCGCCAGACGGCUUCCGGGCUUCUCCACCCUCCUUAUCUUCGUCGAUAUCUUCCAGUUUUGUGUACAAGCAUCCUACGAGCCCUCUCGUCCAAUCUGAGAGCAAUGAUGAUCUGAACUUGUCUAUGCCCAUAAGUCACAUUGACCUGGAUCCGCCCACACCAAGCAGAAUUUCUCGACGGCAGACAUUAAGCGGUCUUUAUUCACACCAAAAUGUGCCCAUCACCGCUCAGAGAAUACCCGGCACACGCCGCGAGUCAAUACAAUCCUACCAAGCGCAUCAGCCGAGGAGAUCCCUCACCUCCACUCCGAGCUUUUCCCUGUCGGGAACAUCGCCACAAAGCUCGGCGUUCUCAAGGCGCCCCUCAUUAGGUCUUGAAUCAUCUUCACCUCUCCAUCAAACGUCGAUGGUCGGUUCGUAUGAGGAGAGCAUCCUCCGGGGCCGCAUGUCCACCACACCUUCGAAACCCUUGGAUUUCAUGGCCCAGAUUGGCGUUCUGGGUCUGGGAAAUUGCAAAAGUAGUCUACGGUGUCCGGCUCAUGUCACAUUACCUUUCCCCGCCGUCUUCUACAGUUACGUUAAUACGCCUCACGGGCGAUCCAAAAGCGAUGACGGGCCGAGCCCCUACGUUGGACAGAUCGACCUGGAGAAUGGGCUCUCAAAUCCGGACGAGACGUCAAGACAGAGGCGCAAGUCGCACCAAAGAAGCAUCUCGGCAGCCAAACAACCACGGCUGGAUGGAGACGAGGACAUCACAAUGACUGAUCUCAAUUCUGGUGGCGAGGUACCCGAUUUCGACGCACGGAAAGCGGUCAAGCAAAAGCGGAGAUCAGGUUCUCCCAAAGCGCCCCCAGGAGGAAGCUAUCGUAUCCCAGAGAAGGGUCAAGUCCAGAUCAUCAUAAAAAAUCAGAACAAGACGGCUGUGAAACUCUUUCUCGUUCCUUACGACCUAGCGGGCAUGGAGCCGGGGACGAAGACAUUCAUUCGCCAGCGGUGCUACUCUGCUGGGGGCCCUAUUGUUGAGAACUUACCAUCAACCAGCGAUAGGCCGACCCUGCGAUACCUCGUCCAUCUGCAUAUCUGCUGCCCAGCAAAAGGCCGUUACUACCUCUACAAGAGCAUCAGAGUGGUCUUUGCCAAUCGUGUGCCCGACGGCAAGGAAAAACUUCGGAACGAGGUCACCCUCCCUGAGCCAAAGUAUACGCCAUACAAGCCCGUCAGGGUCAUGCACCACCCGGUCACGCAGACAACAGGGCCAGGUGCGAGCCUGGCAGCCGAGAAGGCAUUCAGGAGAAGGAGCUCCGGCUUCUCAUUUGGCCAGCAAUUCCCACCAUUCGAUCCCGGCGAGCCGAUGCCGAGCCUGUCCCUGCUUCGAGCAAAAGCCUCAAGCUUUCAAGAUAGAGGGUCUUCUCUUGGACGGCCUAUCGGCUCUGGCCUGUCCGGCGCUCAAGUUCUCGCCCCAACAUCGGUGCCUGUAGAAAUGAUGCCCAACAUGGCUCCUUUGAGUUUUGUCAAGGGGGACAUUGGUGGGUAUGUGGGGAAUGGCACCCACUACACUGGCGCUGGCAGUGGUGCUGCCAUCGCUGAGGGGUUGCUCUCGCAGCGGCUGAGGUCAUUGGGGAUGCAGAACGCCUGCAGACAGGAGACAGAUGAUGCCAAUGGCCAUGAGCAAAUCUGA
Messenger RNA from Diaporthe amygdali, 2340 nucleotides. RefSeq lists its product as uncharacterized. The record is from RefSeq and is a predicted model, not a curated record. The coding region runs from base 1 to 2340 and encodes 779 amino acids. The transcript has 2 exons. Lineage: Eukaryota; Fungi; Ascomycota; Sordariomycetes; Diaporthales; Diaporthaceae.